CACUUGGGAACACCCCUUUCUUCUUUCAUUCAUUAGAAUUAUUAACAGUUAACACCCAAUUUUGCACGCUUCGCUUUGAGGCAGGGAGGCAGAAAGAGAGAUAUGAGUGGAUUUUUAAGAAGAAGAAACAGAUCUUCUUUACUUUUUUCGUUGUUCCUCCUCUCUGUUCCUCUUCCUUUCUUUUCAGGUAUAGCCGAUGACUCAUCUGGGGCAAAAAAUGGCACUAUGAAGUCUGAUAAGCAUGCUGCUUCUACAAACAAUACUGGGAUCCCCAAGAUUGCCAUCAUUUUUGUUUCCAUGGUGGCAAUAGGGUUUCUCGCUUUUUUCCUUUUCAAGUUUUGGCAAAAGAAGAAAAGAGAAGAGCAGUAUGCCCGUCUUUUGAAGUUGUUUGAAGAGGAUGAUGAGCUUGAAGUUGAACUUGGCCUUCGGGACUGACUCUUUUAUUGGAGAGAUUUUACUGCUUUUUACCUAGGUUUCGACUGAUUGCUUAAUGUGUAAAAUGUUGCUCAAAGUUCACAUCAAAACAUUAAGCAAUAAAGCUAGCACUUGCUUUGAAUGAUAGUAUUUGUCUUGAUGUUGGGUGCCCAUCAACCUUAUGUUCUGACCUUGGUAAUGUUGUGCAGGCUUGAAAGAAAUUUGUUCGGAGGAAAAGUUGCUCCUCUGUUGCCAAGAUUGAGCUGUGGUGAUCCCUGUGUAGAGGUUAGAUGAUCUUCCAAUUGAAUUGCGUAAUAUUUGUCACUUUUCAUGAAUUUGAAUUCUUUGAUUACUUAGAGAAGAUUAGAUUCUUCUUUGAAUAAGUUCCGAGGGUCUCAUUCCCAGUUUGUAAAAAUGAUUCUUUGUUCUGAUGAACAUUGAAGUGUGUAAGAAUCAUGCAUUUUGAUGCAAAGCAUCUUGAAUGCAUAUAUUAAAUGUUACUAGAAAGGAUGAGUGGAUGUAAAUUCUUCGAUUCUAGCUGCUAUUUCGAGCUAUUUUUUCUCCCAUAA
This is a messenger RNA of Populus trichocarpa (black cottonwood), 983 nucleotides long. RefSeq lists its product as uncharacterized. Lineage: Eukaryota; Viridiplantae; Streptophyta; Magnoliopsida; Malpighiales; Salicaceae. Bases 103 to 435 code for a protein of 110 amino acids. The transcript has 2 exons. The record is from RefSeq and is a predicted model, not a curated record.